Messenger RNA from Talaromyces stipitatus ATCC 10500, 2446 nucleotides. RefSeq names its product MFS transporter, putative. The record is from RefSeq and is a predicted model, not a curated record. Gene Ontology annotation, molecular function: transmembrane transporter activity. Gene Ontology annotation, biological process: transmembrane transport. Bases 51 to 1478 code for a protein of 475 amino acids. The transcript has 5 exons. NCBI's taxonomy places the organism in Eukaryota, Fungi, Ascomycota, Eurotiomycetes, Eurotiales, Trichocomaceae. Gene Ontology annotation, cellular component: membrane.
AAUGCAAUCAAUUGCAGUCGGUAAUCUUUAACCAAGAGAGUAAGGCCAAUAUGAAGAACAGCCAGGCUACAGGGUCUUUGACCGGCGCAAUCGAGUUGGAAACUCAAACCAUUCAAGAACGAAACAACCAUACCAUCAGCUCAAAAGAUCAGAGAGUGGAUAAUACUACAUCAACAUCCAAUGCAGUUCGAGAUGCCGUCCCUUCAGAGAGAGAUGCAGAGUCACAACAAGAUCAAUUUCCAACUGUGGUUGCGCAUGCACUCGAGAAAUGGAAUGAUCCGAGGGUGAAUAUAAGUAGAUUGUUCGCUACGUUUUGGAGUUUUGUUAUCAUGGGUGCGAAUGAUGCUGCUUAUGGAGCUUUGAUUCCUUAUCUCGAAACAUACUACAACCUCAGCUACACAAUCAUAUCCCUGGUCUUCCUCUUCCCCCUGGUCGGCUACGCCGCAGCCGCCAUUCUCAACAACACCAUCCACAUGUACCUAGGCCAACGCGGCGUGGCAGGCCUGAGCUCUCUAGCACACGUCCUAGCCUACGUUGUGAUCUCAGUGCAUCCCCCAUACCCAGUUCUCAUCAUCUCCUUCAUGUUCGCCGGAUUAGGUAAUGGUCUCGCGGAUUCUGCUUGGAAUGCUUGGAUCGCGAAUUUGGCUAAUGCGAAUGAGUUGUUGGGAUUGUUGCAUGGGUUUUAUGGCCUAGGGGCGGUUCUGAGUCCGUUGAUUGCGACGUCGUUGGUUACGAAGGCGGAUUGGCCGUGGUAUACUUUUUAUUAUUUGAUGAUCGGUGGCGCCGUAAUUGAAUUCGGCGCUACACUCACAGCCUUCUGGACCGCAGAUAAACAUGACUUCCGUAAACAUACCGCAUACAGCAGAGACCAGCAGCAGAAAGAUAAUAUAUUGAAGCAAGCUUUAUUCUCAAAAGCGGCUGCUCGAGUCACAUGGCUUUGUGCCGCUUUCCUGUUGGGCUACGUCGGCACCGAGGUCGCUCUCGGUGGUUGGGUAGUGACCUUCAUGAUGCGAGUGCGUGACGGUGGUGCGUUUGCGAGUGGUAUGACUGCGACUGGUUUCUGGAUUGGAAUUACCGUCGGCCGAGUAGUUUUGGGAUUUGUUACGCCGAGGAUAGGCGAGAGACUUGCUAUCAUAGUCUACCUAGCCCUCGCAAUGGCCUUUGAACUCAUAUUCUGGCUCGUCCCGCAGUUCUACGUCUCUGCCGUCGCAAUCGCCAUCGAGGGCUUCUUUCUCGGUCCCCUUUUCCCUGCCGCCGUCGUGGCUUCCACAAAGGUAUUACCGAAACAUCUCCAUGUUUCGUCAAUUGGCUUCGCGUCUACUCUGGGUGGAAUAGGGGGUUCUAUUUUCCCGUUUGCGGUUGGUGCGAUUGCGCAGUCAAAGGGGGUGCAGGUUUUGCAGCCCUUUGCGCUGGCGUUGUUGGUUGCUGUUCUAGGGUUUUGGUUGCUUUUGCCUAGGAUGCCGAGGAGUAGGGAGUAAGUUCGACCAGAGAUAAUAGGUAUAUUCAUGGAAGGACCGAAAUUGUCGGAGAAUCUUUGCUUUGAAUUGGCAACAAAAUGAGAUGAAGUGCUGUUGCAUUCAUACUAAUAAUGUACGUCAGGGGUGUCAAACCCGACCACAAUAAUCAUCCAAGCUUGACUUGUUCAACAUGAGUAGAUCAAAUCAUAUAAUAAGAUAUUUCUCCGUGAUCUUCCGAGCACCCGCAAUAUUUCCAUUAAGAGCAUAGAUAUUCUGCAAUGCAACAGCCGCCUCUGGUGAGAAAUCUUCCACGAUGAGAUCUUCUUCCGGCUUGUCAUCCCUCGCGAAAUCUCGGACCUUUCCUUUUUCUGCUCCAUUCUGUUCAUUUUGAGACGACUUGAUCUGGUCACCCAACUCCAAUGCACGCUCGUAACACGGCACAGCUUGGUGCAAUAAACCAAGGGAGUGAUAAACACGUCCAUAGUUGAAUUCUACUUCUUGCUGUAGAGUUAACGAAUGAACACUGUUUUGUGUCUUUUCGUUGUCAGCUUUGUCACCGUUGUCUUCGAUCUCACUUUUAGAGCGUGCUCUUCGAUACAAGGACAUGAAUGAUAGUCCUUGUAAAAUCAGGUAAUGUCGGUUAUCCGCCUGCCUUUUGAGAGCAUGGUGGAUAUAACAUAGUGCGAUGGGUAGCAGAAUCCCUGGAUUAUCGGGAUCAAGUGCAAUUGCUCGAUAAUAGUAGUUCAAGGCCGGGUAGAAACUGUUCCCUGAGUAAAGGAUAUUUCCAUAUAGAACCAAAAGAGCGACGUCCAUGUCAUCUGCGGUUAUGGGUUCAGCGUUCUCGCCACGCUUGGUCAGAGACGCUGUCUUUGGCGGAUUCUUCGAGUUCCGCGUUACGAUUGUCAUUGAUUUAUUGGCAACUCCUGACUUCGAUGUCCAUGUCUUUGUUAAAUAAUGAUCUUCAGGUAAGGUGGAGUCCAUGAAUUUAA